AUAUAUGACAUCAUGGAUCAGUGGAUAAUAGUGCUCGCCUUGUUUUCUGUACUUCUCGUUUUGCUCUACAAGUGGUCGGUGGCUAAAUACGAUGUAUUAAGUGAAAGGGGCGUGGCACACGAAAAGCCUUGGCCUUUAAUUGGUAAUAUACCUAUCAUGGGCAUGUUUGGUCGCAUACCCGUUCUAAAACAGAUGAUCGAAAUGAACUUGAAGUAUUCGGGUUCGCCGGUAUACGGCAUGUACGUCUUGAGGGAUUCCAUGUUCUUUAUCAGAGACCCCGAGCUCAUCAAGCUGAUUGGCAUCAAGGAAUUCGACCACUUUGUAAAUCACCAUGGCAUGCACAACAAUAUGCAGGAGUCGAUACUGUCAAAGAGCCUUAUUUCCUUGCGCGAUGGUCGAUGGAGGGAGAUGCGAAACAUCUUGACACCCGCCUUUACGGGUAGCAAAAUGCGCAUAAUGUACAACCUGAUCCAAUCCUGCAGCGAGGAGGGUGUCCUCCAUAUCCGAGAGCUUUUGGAGCUGUCGAAGGAGGCGACCAUCGACCUGGAAAUGAAGGAUUACUUUACGCGAUUCGCCAACGAUGUGAUAGCCACCGUGGCCUUUGGCCUCAGCAUCAACUCGUUCAGGCGCAAAGAUAACGAGUUCUUUCGAAUCGGACAGUCCCUGUCCAAGAUUAGCGCCUGGUCGGUGGUCAAGGCCAUGCUCCACGCCCUCUUUCCACGGCUUAUGAAGCUUCUUCGCAUCCAGGUGCUGGACAACGAGAAAAUUGAUUACUUCAGCCGUCUGGUCAAUGUGACGAUGAAGUAUCGGCAGGAGCACAAAGUGAUUAGACCCGAUAUGAUCCACCUGCUUAUGGAGGCCAAACAGCAGAGGCUCAGCGAUUUGAGGGAUCAGUCGAAGGACGCCCAGUACUAUUCGGAGUUCACCGAUGAGGACCUGUUGGCCCAGUGCCUGCUGUUCUUCUUCGCCGGCUUCGAGAUUAUCUCCUCAUCCCUGUGUUUCCUCACCCACGAGCUCUGCCUGAACUCCGAGGUGCAGGACAAGUUAUAUGAGGAGAUCCUUUCCGUACACCAAGAGCUAAAUGGCCAGCCCUUGACCUACGACAAACUAAUAAAGAUGCAGUACUUGGACAUGGUGGUUAUGGAAGGUCUGCGCAAAUGGCCACCAGCCAUUUCCACAGACCGUGAAUGCUGCAAGGAUAUUGAUUUGUGCGGUGAAAGUGGACAGAAGAUGUUCUCCGCUCGCAAGGGUGAUGUUAUUCAAAUACCCAUAUUUUCGCUGCACCACGAUCCCGAAAACUACGAGGAUCCGGAGUCCUUCGAUCCGGAACGUUUUGCAGAGGAUCGGAAGGAUGAGUCCCGUCUUUUUCUGCCCUUUGGAGUGGGUCCUCGCAACUGCAUUGGCAAUCGAAUGGCACUCAUGGAGAUCAAGUCGAUUGUCUACCAAUUGGUUCUGAACUUCAAACUACUGCCAGCUGAAAAUACGACCUUAGACUUGUUGGAUGAUAUAAGGGGUCAUGGCUUGAAACCCAGAAAUGGCUUUUGGCUAAAGUUUAAGUCACGUCAAUAAAGUCUUAUGCUUCUUAACCAACUAA
Molecule: messenger RNA, 1594 nt
Organism: Drosophila takahashii
Lineage: Eukaryota; Metazoa; Arthropoda; Insecta; Diptera; Drosophilidae
Gene: Cyp9h1
Product: Cytochrome P450 9h1
Molecular function (GO): iron ion binding; heme binding; monooxygenase activity
Source: RefSeq, a predicted model, not a curated record